GCUUGUGCCACCCGUUGGCCCUCGGCCGAGCAGCGCGGCGGCGCGCUGCGGCGCCAUGGCGAUACCCGUGCAGCAGCCUUACGCGGUGAUCCGCACGGUGGGAGCUGCUGCGGUGCCGCCAGUGAAUCUGCAACAGAUUCGAAGACCGCAUCCGGGGGAGCAUGGAGUCAUGGAGCAGUCGACCAUCACCACUCCAGGCCGUGCCAUGGCCACCGCCCCGGUGAUGGCGGCGCCGCCGCAGACGCCCGGGAGAAGCGGCAGCAGCGGAGCCAUCGGCAGCUACCCCCAGAGAGGACGCCACGCCAUGCACUCCGGUGGCGCCCUGCCGGGCGCGGAGGCCUCGAUGGUUUCGGGCGGCCACAGCGGUGCAUGCCCCAGCGGGCCACCGACGAACAUGGUGAGGACCAGCCCGCAGGUCAUGGCGGGCGCGCAGCAAAGGAUGCCCUCACCGGAGGCCGGGUCCCUGCGGUUGAUCACCGGUGGCCAACAAGCCGCGGUGCCGGGGCCGACCACAUUGAUUAGCCAGAACCACUUGGCCUACACGGGCUCGACGCCUGUGUUGGGUCGCGGUUCCUUUGGCCAAGCAGCAGCGCCCUACCCCGCCCCGGGCGUCCCUGGCGUCCCGGGCGUCGGCGUCCCCGCGCCCCACUCGGCGCGCGGCUGCUGCGGCUCCGGGGGACGGGGCGCGGCACUGGCAGCAGCCAUGGGGCAGGCGGGUGGGGCGGAACCACAUCGCCUCUGUGAAUUUCUGCUGAACCAGCUGCAUGCGCGAGUGCAGCAAUCUCAGCAAGAAAGAGAACAGGAACUUCGGAAGCAGCUAAUGGAGCUGAAAGACAUGGAAGACCUCUUCACUCGAGCGAAAGAGGAGGUGCACCAGGUCUUACACCGAGCCGAUGGCAUCGAGGAGGAUACCCUGGAACUUAGUUGUCGUCGACCGACCCCGAAGCCGCCCUUUGUGUGGCAGCCGUCGCAGGAAUACGAAAAGGAGUUCCAGGUGACGGGCGAGUGCAACGAAAUCGUCACCAAGGUGGGCGACUUCGAAGAUCAAGGUUGGGUCAUCCCGGUGGGCGGCUCCUGGCGCUUGAUGCGCGGCGGCAUCUAUCGCUGGACCAUUCGCAUCGAGCAGAAGUGUUCUGGCCGGCCGCAGCUGCAGUUGGGCCUCCACGGCGCCAACCACAACCAGCCCUGGCGGCUGGUCACCACCUCCAGAUGUUCCUGGUCUCGGGAUGACGAGCCGUGGCAAGACCGGCCCGGUGGAGAUAGGUUGAUCGAUGAAGGCAGCUUCGUCCAUAUCGAGGUGGAUAUGAGAGGUAUCAACUCCACCACGGGGAGCUUCUCAUUGGCCAUCGACGACGGGCCCUUUGAAGAAUUCUUCGAUGACAUUCCGCUGAGUCAGCCGUACUCGCUGAUUCCAGUGGUCUCCAUGGGCGGCAACCAGUCGCGUGAGAUGCGCUUUCCACGGCUGCCGCGCCGCCGGGUGACUGUGCUGCGCGUGGCGCAGCGGUGCUUCUCCUACGAGGACACAUUGGCAUAUCGCUUGUAUGGCCCAAAGCCCAUGGCCAUUGUGGUUCAUCCAGUGGUGACGGCGGGCAAGUCCAAUUGGGGCAAACCCUGGCCGCAGAUUCUGUGGGACGCCGAAGAAGCGCUGGGACUGGCGCGCGCCAAUCGUUGGGACCUGCUGCCAGGACCCAACCAAGUUCCCAAUGAUGGUUGGGACCAUGAGGCCUUUUCAAAGGCCGAGGCCGCGGACCUUCUGCGGCGCUCGACCUCGCGGGCGCUGCAAGCGCCGGAGGGCUGGCACUUGGAUCGGGGCGAGGAGGAAAGCGACGACGAAUACGACAUCCACGAAGCCGCCUGGAAGAACGGCGUCAUCAAACGACAGUGGGCUGAGACCACAGUAGUGAAGAUUCGGCUCAUUGACCCGAACACCUACUUUGGCAAAGGCAAAACCAAUGAGUUGGCAAAGUAUGUUGCGGAGAAUCCCUGCGACUUCGUUUUCGUGAACACCACGUUGACCCCAACGCAGUCCCGGAAUUUGGAAACCGUCUUCAACAACGCUGUGGCGGCGGGUGACGCACAACAGCGGCGGGAAGAGAAUCGCAGUAUACCUCCUGGAACAAAGAAUCCAGGAUUGGAGGUGAUCGAUCGAAACCGAUUGGUCCUGGAGAUUUUCAACCUCCGCGCCAAGACGCCUGCGGCAAAGAUCCAGGUGGGCUUGGCAAAGCUGGAGUAUUUAAAGACCCGGCUGACCUUGAGCCAGAAGACACGCUUCAAGGAGACCAUGCAAAUGUUGCAGGAAGAGGUGGGUCCCUUCAAAGAAGUCAAGGGCUUCAGGACCGAUGUGGAUGUGCAGUACCACUACGAGCUGAAACCGUUCGAGACGGAACGGGCCUUGAUUCGCCAAGCGGAGGCGAGGUUGAAGCGAAUGCUGGAGACGGAGAAGAAAAGCCGCAAGCAGCAGCGACAAAGUCGCGCAGGGGUGCCAACCAUCGGCAUCGUGGGCUACACCAAUGCAGGCAAAACGUCGUUGAUGAAUCGACUCACCGACGCAGGUCUGCGGGAACGGGACCUGCUGUUCCAGACCCUGGACACCACCAUGCGGAAGGUGAAGCUUCCCUCCGGUGGGCAUGCCAUUUUGGCGGACAGCAUUGGUUUCAUCCAACAUUUGCCGCACAGCCUUUUCGCUGCCUUCCAAUCCACUUUGGAGGAGAUCAUCUGCUGCGACGUGCUGCUGCAUGUGCGUGACAUUGCGCAUCCGCAGCGUACCAUGCAGAAGGACAUUGUGCUGAAGACCUUGCGCAGUGCCGGCAUGUCUGAACAAAAGCUGCAGUCUGCAGUGAUUGAAGUUUGGAACAAGAUCGACCUGUUGAACUCCAUGAGCUUCGUGCCACCGGAAGCGAUUCCGGUCUGUGCGGCAGACGGCACCGGUGUGGAUGACCUGCUUCAAGUGCUGGACGCGGUCAUCGGCGCUCAAACGGAGAAGCAGAUGCGAACGGUGCACUUCCCCCAGGAACUCAUGCCGCAGGCCAUGGCUUUCUUGCGGCGUCACGGCAGCGUGAGUGAAGACAGCUUGACCAUCGACCAGUGCGACAAGGUGAGCCUGGACGUGUCCAUGCCGGCCGUGGCCUGGCGUCGCUGGAGCGCCGAGCUGUUGAAGCUGGGCGAACGCGGUGAACGCGGUGAAGCGUGUUUGGAGCUGGACGAUGCAGCAGUGGCGGCAGCCGGUCUCCCUGUGUAUCUCAGAUCACUGACCGUGGCUGAAAACAAGGCCUUUGGGCAACUCUGCUCCGUCCACAGCUUCCGCGUUUUCGGUGGGUUCCGGCGCGAAAACGCCUCGCUGCCGCGGUGCUUGGCGCAGCGGCGCCUGGCUCAGGUUUUUGGUCCUGAAGCCUUGCCGAAGGGUCCGGGUUUUCGACCUGAAGGCAGAUUGGCGCAGACGAUCAUUUUGGGCGUCGGAGAUGCCCAAAAUCGCUGCGGACCUGUCACUGCCGUUUGUGGCAGCUCCGUCGUCGCCGUGGGGGAUGCUCAGCUCAAGCUGGAAUCGAAGCUAGAACACCCCAAGGAUGGACCCCAGCAUUUGUGGCCAACUCUGCUGGGUGCUCAGAAUUGCUCAGAGUGGGACUCCAAGCGCUUCAUGGAGCCGACUCCUGUGGAAGGAAUGCCUGGCCUGCUGCAUGGGCAGGGGAACCAUGGAAAACCGGGGGGAACCAUGGGGAACCAUGCACGGAGGCCCGGUGGUCUCUUGUCUCCCUUGACACCACGGCAACUGGCUGGUGCCAAUUUGAUGGUGUCGCUGGGUCGCGUGUGUGAAGAUUAUGACUCUCGGCCAUGCCAAAACUUCCGCUGGCGCGACCAGUAUCGCAGAACAACAUCUCAACAGCAUAAGGUGUGGAUCAAAGCUGAAGUGACUGCCCUGGAUGGGGACAAGGUUCAGGUCCGAACCGAUGACGGCGACGACUACAGCCUCGCAUCAGCUGACAAGAUUCACCGCUGUAAUGCUGAUACUUGGAAGAGCAAGGAAGGCUUGACCGGCGUCCACGACUUAUCGAAGCUGACCCACCUGCAUGAACCAGAGGUUCUUCACGCCUUACAGCUUCGCUUCGACGUGGACCACAUCUACACCUUCUGCGGUCCCAUUCUGAUCGCUGUGAACCCCUUCAAAGACAUGGGCGAUUUGUAUGCCAAUGUCCAUGACAAGAAGUACAAGGACACCGUGAAGCCUCCGCCGCACAUCUACACCGUGGCCUCCCGCGCCUUCGAAGGUUUGGCCAAUGCACGGCUGUCGCAGGUGGUGCUCAUCAGCGGAGAAAGUGGAGCCGGAAAGACAGAGACCACGAAACACGUCCUGAAGUUCCUUACGAGCCAAUUGAGCGACAGCAAGCGCCGCUCCAGCAGUGCUGCCGUAGGUAAAGUGCAAUCCGCCACCAUGGGGACUGAAAAGAAGGUGCUCAACUCGAACCCCAUCCUGGAAGCGUUUGGCAAUGCCUGCACGGUGCGAAACAACAACUCCUCACGCUUCGGGAAGUUCAUUGAACUGCGCUUCCAGACCAAGGGAGGUGCUGCUCCCAUCUUCUCCAAUGCGGCCAUCGAUACGUACCUUUUGGAAAAGGUUCGCGUGACCAAGAUUGACAAGCAGGAGAGAUCCUACCAUAUGUUCUACCAGGCAUGCGCUGCAAAACAGAUGUUGGACCCCGCGGAUUUGGAGGGUUUGCCCAUGGAGUUCUUUGGCCGACCCGAGGACUUCGUCUACCUGAACCAAUCGGAUCGCUUUGAGUUGGCUGCCGUGGACGACAGUGAGGAGUUUAUUGCCACCAGGCGUUCCAUGGAGGCGAUGGACAUCUCCCUGCAGGAACAGGCAGAGAUUCUGCGGAUUGUGGCUGGAGUCCUACACAUCGGCAACAUCUCCAUCCGUGAGAAGGCUGGCAAGGUGGAAGUUGAAGCCAAUGCUUCCCUCAAGGCGGUCUGCGAGAUCAUGGGCAUAGACCUUCCGGUGCUUACCAGGGCAUUGACGCACAAGCUCAUCGCAGUUGGCAGCGAGCGCUACGAUUCACCUUUGACCUUGGACCAGAGUGAGGCCCGCCGUGAAUCCUUCGCGCGGAUGAUCUACUCCUACCUCUUCAACCACAUGGUCUUCCGCAUCAACGAGUCCUUGUCCUCCAAUCGUGCAGGCCCAGCAGCCUCAUCCUUCAUUGGAGUGCUGGACAUCUUCGGAUUUGAGCAUUUCAAGGUCAAUUCCUUUGAGCAGCUGUGCAUCAACUUUGCCAACGAACGCUUGCAGCAGAUGUUCAACCACUUUGUCUUCGAAGUGGAGAUGGACUGGGAUGCAAUCUGCUCACGUGCUCAGAGUUCACAUGGAAGGGAGCUUUACAAACAGGAAGGCAUCACUUGCGACUUCUCCGACUUCCCCGACAACCAGGGCAUCAUCGACUUGAUCCAAGCCAAAACCAUGAGCAUUUUCACCCUGCUGGAUGAAGAGUGCCGCAUGCCAAAGGGCUCCGAUAAAUCAUUGGUGCAAAAACUGUGGAAGCAGUUCGACAAACACGAGAACUUCAAGAUCGAGGCGCGCAAAAACAUGUGCUUCACGGUGAUCCACUUCGCGGGGCCGGUGAGUUACGACGGCACCAACUUCAUGGACAAGAACAUGGAUGAACUGGGCGAACUCCUGAAGCAAGCCAUCGAGGGCUCCAGCAAUUCCUUCGUACGCAGUUUGUUGGAACGAGCUGUGACCGAGGGUUUGAAGUCUCCUUCGGAACAAAAGCGGCAGGUGGCAGGACGUGCCAAGACCCUGAAACCGCAUACAGUUCCUCAGCGGCAUCCAAGCCUAUGUUGCAACAGACUUCAAGAGCUGCUUGGGAUGCAGCAGGUGCGGUGUAUCAAGCCAAACCCAGAGAAGGCACCAGGCCAUGUGGAGCGACAGCUGGUGGUGGAACAGCUGCGCUCAGGCGGUGUCAUUGAGGCCUUGCAGGUGCAGCGUGCCGGCUUCCCCUGCAGGAAUCCAGUAAAGACCUGUUGGAAGGACUUCUUAAGUCUCGUUUUUAGAUCAGAUGAACGGAAGCGCUUUGAAGCUAUGAAAGACGCGUGCUUAAAGGAAUCCCUACAGCAAUUGGCAAAGGAGUUGAAGUGGCCUGCGAGUUCGCCCCUUUAUGCCAUUGGCAAAACGACGGUCUUCUUCAAACAGGUGGCAUAUGAAACCAUCGAAGGUUGCGCCCUGGUCGACCUCUCGUGGCACUGGCCCUUUCGGGUGCGGCGGAAAGCGCCCUGCGGAUGUGCACAGUUCAAGGACCCCAACUUCCCUCCCACAGUCGCCUCCUUGGGCGCAACCACUCGUGGACCAUCCGUGGGCAGCCUGGUGUGGACACGCGCCGGGCAGCUGCGAGGACAUGGCACCGUGACACUCUUCGGCCGCGAGCCGAGAGCCGCCAAGGUGAAGCAAGGUGCCCUGGGAGACUGUUGGCUCAUCGGCGCCUUCGCAUGCUUGGCGGACUUCCCGGGCCAUGUUGAAAUGCUCUUCGAGCCAAUGUCGCUCUCACCUGAGGGGCGCUACUUGAUCCACCUCUUCCACUCCAAAAAAAGCUGGCGCACAGUGGAGAUUGAUGACUUGGUGCCGUGCGUCUCCGUGCCAUGGAUCCCUCAGAGAUUUGUGGUGAACUAUCAGGACAUGCCUUGUUUUGCCCAACCGGUGGCCGGGGAAGUGUGGCCUUUACUCUUGGAGAAGGCCUUCGCAAAAGUGGCGGGCUCCUACGCAGCCUUGGAGGGCGGAAUCCCUGAGGUGGCCUUUCAGGCCUUGACGGGGCAACGAGAGCAACUGCGAUGGCAAAAAGAAGGGCACGAUCGCUGGCAGCUGCUGAAAUUUGAGAUGCCGCGCUAUGACAACUCGAAACUCACUGGAGCACUACAUCAUCGCACGCAGAAGCGGUUGAACAACGAGAACCUGUUCCUCAGAUUAGCGUAUUACGAGCAAGCGAACUUCCUGCUGGCUGCCUCCAUCAGCGGUCGCUUUGGGCGCUUGGAACAGCGCCGAUCUGAUGGGAUCCUGGAAGGGCAUGCGUAUUCAGUCUUGGAAGUGCAAGAGGUCUACGGACUGCGAAUGAUUCGUUUGCGCAACCCCUGGGGGAAAGAAGAAUGGCGUGGCGCCUGGUCGCGGGGGUCCUGCAGCUGGAUGGAGCAUCCCCACGUUGCCUCCGACCUGGCGCAGCGCGCUGGGCGCCUGGAUGUGGGACGCCCUGAUGGCGCAUUCUGGAUGUCGUUUGACGACUUUGCCAAUUGCUUCGACUCCAUCAACGUGUGUCCUGCCACGAUGCCGGUCCCCAAAGCCUCCCGCUACGCUUCUGGCGGCAGCGGCAAACCCAGCUGCGGGCGGUGUGGGCAGCCGGUGCAGAGUUGCUGGCUGCUUGUUCGCGGACAUGGCACGCAACCGGUGCAAAGUUCUCGGCAGAUGCCGCCUGGUUUGGGCUGGGUCCGUUUGAAGCCCGGCGACCUCUGCCAGCUCUGCCUCCAAGCCACAGCGCUGGCGCGGCGCCGCUUCUGGCAGCAGCCGACCCCCGAUUUGACAUCGACGUCCGCUGAGAUCUGCGGCGUCAAUGAGGUGGAAUUGACCCGCCGGGUUCCAGGCAUCGACUACUUCCCUUUUGAAGCUGGAGCUGGCUGCUCACUGCCACAGAAGCGGCCCGUUUGUGACCUGGGCCCUGCCUGCACGCAUCACAGUCCCAGCCACUUCGCUGCCUACGAGCACCCUUGGAUGAAGCCCACACCAGAUGUGGUGCUGCCCCAGUCCAAAGUGAAACCCAAGUGCAUGCGAAUCGCCAUGCUUGCCAAGUCUGCCAAGAAGAUCCAGGGCAUGUGGCGGGUGUAUUUGAUGCGGAGUCUCUUCAGCAUGAUCCGCGAACGGGGCAUUCUCAUCCAGGCCACCUGGCGCCGCUACGCCGCCAAGUGCCGCGUGUGGAACAUGAUGAAACCUGCCCAGCGGCGCCGCUCGCGGCUCUUCCGGGCCUUCCUGGAGAAGUACCCCAACGCUGCCAAGAGCACCGGAGAAACAGACUCAGAAGAGGCAUCGGACAUCGAUGGACGUCGAUGGACCAUGACUUUCCUUUCUGAGACAUCAGCAAAUUCCAUGGAGCGAGAGCUCCAAGCUGAACGAGAGCGUUUGGAGCGUUUGAAGGCCACCAAGGAAGAACAGGAGAGGCAACGAAAGGAGGAAGAGAAACGACAGAAGGAAGAAGAGGAACGACGCUUGCGGGAAGAGGAGGAAGAGCGACAGCGACUGGAAGAAGAAAGGAUCCGUUUGGAGCAAGAGGCGAUAGAGCGUCGCAGACAGGAGGAACUGCAACGGCUGGAACAGGCCAAGCUGGCAGCUAUGGAGGAGGAACGACAGAGAGCCGAGGAGUUGCGGCAAUUGGCAGAGAAGGCGUUUCAGGAAGAGAAAGCCGCACUGCAAGUGCAGCACAAUGAGGAGCUGCGACAGUUGCGCUCACAGGUGGCAGCCUCCAAGGAUGAACAGGAGGUCUCACGGACAGAGCACGAGGCGGAGAUCCAACGCCUGAAGGAGGAUGUGGAGACGCAGAAGUUGCUCCAGCAAGAGCAGGCCACCAGCAGCGAGAAGCAGUCAGGAGAGAUGAACGAAAGGAUCCAAAGCCUUGAGGAGGACAGUUUGAAGAAGCAACUUCAGGAGCAACAAGACCAGCACACCGCACAGCUGCAGGACCUGGAAGCAGCUCAUCGCGAUCAACUGACCUCGGCCAGCGAGCAACUGGAAACCCAGCGUCAGGCGUACGUGCGACAGAUGGAAGAGAUGAGAGAGUCCCUGGAUGAACAGCACCGGCAGGAGCAAGAUUCCUUGAAGACGCAGGAACAAGAACAGGGUCGCCGCUUCCAGGAAGAGCUUCAGCAGCUCCGCGAGCGAGAAGCGCAGCAGCGCCAGAAACACGAGGAACAGCUGAAGGACAUGAGGUUGAUCACGGUCAUCCCCAAGAUCAGCACGGACAGCUACGUGGACUUGGCUCAGGGCCGCUUCGGCCCCUUCCGCGCACACGUGGCGAUUAAGAUCCCGCUCUGGGCAGCCCUGCAGAUGGAAGAACAUCAGCACUGCAGCAUCGAGCUGCCCAAGUGGAUGGAGGAGGAGGAGCUGAAAGCUCUGUGUGCCGAAGAACGGGCCCGGCCAAAGGACUUCGGGAACUCGGUGCACAGGCAUUACAUGGAGAUUGCCUUUGCAUUGCUGCCUCGUCCGAAGGUCUUCGGCGGAAAGGAGAAGUACCGACAGAGGAUUCUGCUGCUGCUACGCGAACUCAUUGAGCUUCGCAGGAACAAGAUCUUGGAGGGUUUGAAGAGCUUUGAGGCGACAGAUUCGGAGCUAAAGGUGAGCCACAUGUCCGCCGCUGAGCUCAGCGCCUUCCGCACACGUUCCCUAUGCUUCCUGGACUCCAUGUGCGACCUGCUGCGCAACCGGGCGCUGGAGCUCACAGAGGAGGAGCUGGCUCCUGAAGCACAAGCCAUGGAAACGGAGGCCUUGCGCGACUCCAACAAGGCAGACUUAGAGAAGCGGCUGCUGGAAGAACGGGUGAACGACUCGAAGGCUGAAAUGGAUCAGACGCGGAGUAUCCUGGAGAUCCAACAGGAGGAGUUGAAACGUGUCCAUCAAAUCCAGGUUGACAUGCUGGAGCAACGCUCGGCCGAGAAGGAACGAGCCCUGCAGAACGAGGUAGAGAUCCUGCGAAAGCAGAAGGACAGCCAGGUGGCCUCGCUUCGUGCGCAGCUGGAAUUCCAAACCACCGAGCUGCGACAGACAGCCGAGCAGGAGGUAUCACUGCUGAAGCAGGACUUCGAACGCCGCGAACGCUCCCUGCAGCAGAUGUUGGAACAGGCCCGACUGGGACAGGAAGAGGAGACGCGCACAGCGGAGAUCCAACUGGCCAUGAAACUGAAGCGCCAGGAGGAGUUGUUGAGAGCUUCGGAGGCCAAGAUCAAGUCCCUGGAGGAGAGCAGUGACCGGCAACAGGAACUCUAUGAGCGUCACGUGGGGCAGUUGUCGCAACAGAUCAGGAGCAGCCAGGAGAACUUCCGAAGUCAAUUGGAAGUGGCACAGUCGGAGAAUGACGAGCAACUGCAGGCGGCCAUCGCCAAGUUGUCGGACGUGGAGCGCAACAGCAAAUCGGAGCGGGAACGCAUGCGCGCCGAGGUGGAACAGGAGCGUGAAGAACAAGCUUCGAAGUUGGCACAGGCCGAGGAACUGGGGCAGCAGGUCGCAACCCUUCAACGGGAGAUCGACGAGCUCCGCCAGCAGCUGCUGCAGGCACGCAUGAAGUUGCUGGACAGGCCCACGCGGGCCGCGGCAGCUACCGAUGCACCCAAGACAGCGAAGGCGGCUCGCCGCAUGUCGGAAUCACAGAUUCCUGAGGUGUCCAACAUCCAUGCCCGUCGCAAGUCGACACGUAUCAUGCUGCUGCCAGCCAAACUCCAGGAGGCGGCGGCCACUAAAGAUACUAAAGCUGAAGCUCCCAAGACCGCUCCCAAGACGACAAGGCCUGCCCUGCGUCGGCGCACCACCUUCGCAGCGCCACGGAGCAUGGCGGAAACGGAGAUUCUGCCCCUUCGUUUCCUCAUUGGCGGCGAUGCAAUCGUUUCCAAGGGGAAAUCUGGUGGUGAAGGGACGUUGCUUCGUCCUAGCUUACAGAAAAAUGGCAAGAUCUUCAAGGGUGACGCCACAGUGUGGCAGCGUAUCGACUCCGCAGGCCUUCCCACGUCGAAGCCGUCGGAGGGUGCGGUGACGGUGCUGUGCUUCCGGGAAUGCCACGAUCCAUCAGAGAAGUAUGAAUUGCUGGCCGUCGGCUGUAAGAGUGGUACCUUGUCCAUCUUCAAAAUCCGUCGCACCGGCCUUGAGCGCAACAUGGAAGAGGAGACGAGUGAAGAUAUUGAGGUGGUGACACGAGCACAAGCACAUGCUAAGGCCAUCACGUCCAUGUGUUUUACUGCCGGAGGAGAUUCCAUUAUCACCAGUUCCUCAGAUUGGACGGUGCGGGUGUACAACAUCAAGGAGGAACGCUUCACAGAAGAAUUCACCGAUACCUCCCUGGUGGUCUGUGCCGUGAGUCUGCCAAAGCCGGGUGCCUUGAUCACGGCCAAUGCCAAUGCGGUGCUACAGCUCCGCGGCAGUUCUGCCGAGCAGCAAAAGGUUCGCCUGGACCACUACGCCAGAUCUUUGAUGUUGGCCUUGGGAGGUCGUCGGCUACUGGCUGGCACCAGCCGUGGCCAUGUGCACUUCUUCGAGAUCUCAGCGCAAGGUUUGGAGAGGCUGAAUCACGAAGGGCUUCAGGUGGGGCAAAACUGUGCAGCCUUGACAUGUUUGACCUUGGCACCAUGUCCAGACAAUCCUCCACUGGUCUUGGCCAAUUGCAUGGACAAUACCGUGUGCAUCAUGCAAGCCAACGAGCAGCUCACCAACUUGACUGUCCAGCGGCGCUUGGCCAAUGCCCACAGGUCCAGCCAUGUCCCCGGCUACUACGAGGACGGCGACAAAGGCGCUGGCUUCGUGGCCAGCGGCGCGGAGGAUGGCAAGGUGCGCGUCUUUGACCUGGAAAGUUUCACCGAGCAAUCCCUGGAAAGCCGCGCAGUACCCACGGUGCCGGUAGUGGAUGUGGCAGUGACCAAGCAGGGCAGCUUGAUGGCGUCUGGAGACGUGCACGGACGCGUCUUCCUGUGGAGGAGAGGUGGCGACACCAACGGCUUGGUGAAUGGCCACUGA
Cladocopium goreaui is the source of this 11734-nucleotide messenger RNA. Lineage: Eukaryota; Dinophyceae; Suessiales; Symbiodiniaceae. The record is from the annotation of a GenBank genome assembly.